This is a messenger RNA of Chironomus riparius, 2108 nucleotides long. Lineage: Eukaryota; Metazoa; Arthropoda; Insecta; Diptera; Chironomidae. The record is from the annotation of a GenBank genome assembly.
UUAUAAAAUAUGUGUAAUAAAACAUAGGAGGAAACAAAAGGAACACUUGAAAGCUCUAAAAAAUAAUAAUUUGUGUUGCAAAAAAAAAGUAAAAAUAAAUAGAAAUUUAUGGUUUCAUCUAAUACGUUAACAAAUAUUAAAAUGACCAACGCAAUAAAAGGAAUAGUGAGCAAAAGAAAAAAGCGCUAUAAACAGGAUGGAUUUAAUUUGGAUCUCACGUAUAUUUGCGACAACAUAAUCGCGAUGGGAUAUCCAGCGAAAAAUUUAGAAGGAGUCUAUAGAAAUCAUAUCGACGAUGUGGUGAAUUUUUUAACUACAAAACACAAUAAUAAUUAUAAAAUAUAUAAUCUGUGUGAGGAGAAAAAGUAUCAGUAUGACAUCACGAAAUUUCAACAAUGUGCAUCCUUUCCAUUCUCUGAUCACAAUCCACCGAAUAUUGAGUUAAUACAAUCAUUUUGUAAUGAUUUGCACAAGUGGCUAUCGGAAGAUCUUAAAAAUGUUGCGGCGAUUCAUUGUAAAGCCGGCAAAGGAAGAACAGGAACAAUGAUAUGCUGCUAUUUGUUACAUAGUAGUCAAUUCAAUACAGCAGCUGAAGCUUUAAAUUUUUAUGGUCAAAAACGAACAACAGAUAAGAAGGGUGUGACGAUUCCAUCUCAAAGACGCUAUGUUGAGUACUAUUCACAAUUGUUGAAAUCAAAUAAGCCAUAUAUAAAAGUAGCAAUGAAUAUAUGUGAAAUUAAGCUAUAUAAUCUUCCUCCCAUCCGUACUUUUGGUACUCUAACAUUUUCCAUAACAAUGGCUGGAACAAAAGUUUAUAAUGAGCAAAUGACAGAGUUGAAGCGCGUUGACAACUAUGUAUCCAUCAAAUUAGAUCGAUGCCUUUUAUUGGUGGGUGACGUAAAGAUUGAGUUUUCAUCCACGCAAAUUUUAAAGCAUAAACAAAAACUCUUCCACUUUUGGUUUAAUACAUAUUUCAUAAACGAGAUAAAUAAUGUCGAUUCUGACGGUAAUGUGAUAUUUGAAUUGAAUAAGCCUGAAAUUGACGAUGCACACAAAGACAAACAGAAAAUGUUCAAUGAAAAUUUUAAAAUUGAAACAAUAUUUCAAAAAAUUCCACAAGGUGGCAAUCACAUUAAUCGAAUGCAAAUUAAUCACACAACAAAUGGAGUUCUUAAUAAUAAUCUUAAUUCACGAUAUAACAAUCUGAUUAAUAAUAAUAAUGAUGUAAAUCAAUAUAGCAGUACAGUUUUGGAUUCUCACAAUUCAGAUAAUCACAAUCACCGUGUCAGUACAAGAAACGCUUCAUCAAGCCAACGAAAUAAUCAAAUUUCAACAAAUGAAUUCCGUCAUAGUCGAGGAGAUAACUAUCAAACCACAUCGGAAGGAUCAAGUAGUCCUGAAUCGUCAUCGGAAUCGUCCGGAGAGGAUUGGGAAUCAGGUUCGCUUGACAAGUUUCAAUGUGAAUUGAAACAGAAACUAAAUCAUAAAAUGUUAAAAAUCAAAAAUCGAACGAAAUGUUUAAGAAAGAGAAUGUCAGAGCCAAUAUCAAAGAAGAGCUCAUUUAGAAGACUUUCAUCAACUUAUCAAAUGGAUGCAAAAAAUAAAGCACAUUCAAAAUCAUGUGCACAUCAAAAGACAUCUUCAAGAAGUCGCUCUGAUUUACAUGUUCCGGAAGCAUGUAAAAAAGAGGUUAUAACGAAAGAUCUUGAUGAAAGGUCACCAGAUCCAAUAUCGUCCUUAAUGAUUCGAUUUGGUUCUUUAUUUCAAAGACGUGGAAGUAGUAAUAAUAAUAAUAUUAAAACACCGGAAAGUAAACAGUCGCCGCUGAGUCAAUCAUCAAAUUCAAUUUGCCAUAUUUCAAGUAAUAAAGAAUGUUCAGCUUUGGGGGAGAUAACUGAAAAUUUCGAUAAAGUUAGACGUGAACUUUUGACACUUAAAAAAUUUCGUGAAGGCUGUGAAUAACGAAAUAUCAUGCAUAUAUAGAAUGAAUUGCUUUAGAAUGGUGACUUCCAGUGCACACACAAAAAAUUAUGUUUAGUGGAUGAACUACUAAGUAGAGAUAUCAAAGAAGAAGAAAAAAAUGUUAAUAGUCUAAAAUUAAAUUUUGC